AUGCCAAGCUCCCUGUGUAUUCCCAGACACAGGAGUUUCUGUAAUGUGCACUGUUGUUCUUAGAUGUUUUAACAUUGUAUAAUUGUUGUGUGUAUCUGGAUAUCCUGAGAAUAGUCCUAAUGGUUCUGAACAAACAACAACUCCCAGAACACUGACAUUGUUAAAAUAUUUCAAAAUACCAACAGACCAGCAGUAUGGCCUUGAAAUUAAUUGCAAAGCAACUAGAGGAACUGUAUCAGGAAAUUCCAGAAGACUGUGGCUUUACAGCGGGUCCCCUGGAAGAUGACAUGCUCCAUUGGGAGGCCUCCAUCAUAGGACCAGAGGACAGUCCAUACAAGGGAGGAAGAUUUUGGUUACGAGUUGACUUCACAGCAGACUACCCCUUUCGACCUCCAAAAAUAUUUUUCCUGACAAAAGUGUUCCAUCCUAAUGUGGAGCCUGAUGGUAAAAUCUGUGUUGACUUUUUACAAGAAGAGUGGAAACCAUCUUAUACCAUUGGUUACAUUUUAAUGGCCAUUUGCUCUCUCUUACUGCAUCCUAAUCCGGAGAACCCUGCCUCUGAGGAGGCUGCUAACAUGUAUAUCAGUGACCCGGAACAAUUUAACAAGACCGCAGAGGAGUGGACUAAGCUACAUGCCCCCCUUGAUGUCUGACCACAGGCCAUCUUAGUUUACCAUUGCCAUAACACAAGACACUUUUACGUUUUGACUUGUAUUUCAAUGUUAUACAUGAAUCAGUUAUUGGACAAUUGCUAUAAACUAGCUGCAGAACUGUAGCUCUCCAAUAAAAUCUGUAUUGACAGACAGGAAUGUAGCUCUCCGAAAAAAUCUGUAUUGACAGACAGGAGAGCUACAGUGCCAUCCAUUGAAAAAACUGUAUAUUUAUUGUGCACAGAAAAGUGCGCUCGGUUCUUGGUUAAUUCUUCCAAGUUCGUACCUCAAUUGCAAAAAAGCUAGAUUUAAAAAAAGUCCUUACUCCUCUAUCAAGUACUUUCGUAGUUUACAUCAGUACGAAGCACCUUGGACCGAAUUAUCUUGCAAACCAAAAUGGCAGAUUAAAUAGGCGAAAUUUUCGAUGAUAUCAAUUUCAGGGCCAGGAGGGAUAUUAUAAACAAUUACUGGGUAAGGAAUGUUUUGUUGUGGAAACAGUGAAAGAAUAUGUUAGGAACACACAGUUGGUAAUAUUUUGAGAUGACAGUUUUAAAAAUAUGGAGAAAUACAUUGUAAAUCGAGAAACGGCACACUUUUUUGUGCGUAAUAAAUAUACAGUUUUUUCAGUGGGUGGCACUGUAGCUCUCUGGUCUGUCCAAAAAAAAAAAAGAAAAUCAGAGAGCAACAGUUCUGCAGCUAGCAAUACAUAUGAUUAAACAGAUUCACUAUUGUGUUGUACCUUUGCAAGGCAUUGUAUAUUUCAUGAGUUAUUAUUUAUUUAUGUACUUAAUUGUUGAAAUUAUGAUUAAACUUUUAUACUUCAAA
Messenger RNA from Saccostrea cuccullata (small rock oyster), 1475 nucleotides. RefSeq names its product ubiquitin-conjugating enzyme E2 D2B-like. The record is from RefSeq and is a predicted model, not a curated record. NCBI's taxonomy places the organism in Eukaryota, Metazoa, Mollusca, Bivalvia, Ostreida, Ostreidae. Bases 195 to 653 code for a protein of 152 amino acids. The transcript is spliced from 6 exons.